Messenger RNA from Exophiala oligosperma, 2895 nucleotides. RefSeq lists its product as uncharacterized. Gene Ontology annotation, biological process: amine metabolic process. Gene Ontology annotation, cellular component: plasma membrane. The transcript has 9 exons. NCBI's taxonomy places the organism in Eukaryota, Fungi, Ascomycota, Eurotiomycetes, Chaetothyriales, Herpotrichiellaceae. Gene Ontology annotation, molecular function: quinone binding; primary methylamine oxidase activity; copper ion binding. The coding region runs from base 399 to 2816 and encodes 805 amino acids. The record is from RefSeq and is a predicted model, not a curated record.
ACGGGAACUAAUUAGUGGCAUAUAGGAAUAUUGCACCCACUGACACCCGAGCCUUUACAACUCCCACACAGCACUAGAACACUGGCACUACUCGUGCAAAGGCGUCAAUGACGCCAACAUACUCAGCUGAGCGCUCGCUAUGCUCAGGUAGUAAAGACCUAGCGGUGAAAAAUUUUCGGACGAUCCUGGAUGAACAGUUUUACUUGUUUGCGAUAAGAACAUGCCGGUUCGAAAGCGGCCUCAACCUUCAUGUCGGUAGGGUGGCUCCGCUCGCUCGUCAUCAUGGCUCGGGCAUAGAUGCUCGACGCCUAUAAGAAGGGCACAUCCGUGCUGGACCAUACCAUGGAAGAAAAAGGCCGAGGAAAAAGGACAACGAAAAUAUAAAACAAAACGAAAAGAUGAGGGGUUUCUCAUCAGCCUUGCUGGCUGUUGGUGGCCUGGCCUCCAUGGCCUCGGCAUCGCCAUCUGGCAUGAAGGGCUUCCCCCCGGGAAGGGUGCCGAUGGCCAUCAAGAGUGGCAGGCCCAUGGACUUGACCAGCCACGCGGUGACUAGCCAGUCGUGCGACACGACAAACACUCCAUCGACCAAGGCACCGCUGCCAAACAUCUUUGCCCCCCUGAGCGCAGACGACUCGGCCGCCGUGACCAAGUUUCUUCACGAACAGAGCGAACUCAACCUCACAGCCAACGCCAACGCGACCAGCUGGGACAAUGUCAUCGUCCAGGUCGAGACUUUGCAGCCCAACAAGUCCGACGCCCUGCCGUACCUCAACGGCGAAGGGCCCAAGCCGGCGCGGUAUGCCAGAGCGACGCUCCAGUUCCAGGCCACAAUGGAGCCGUACAUCAGGGAGUACAUGGUAGGCCCGCUGCCCGUCUCUAACGAGACGACCAUCCAGACGCUAGACUAUCCCUAUAACAAGGGAGCAGGCUACCAGCGUAUCUAUAACGCCGAUAACGAUGCUUACACCCAGUUCCUCGUCAACAUUUCAGCGUCGGUUGAGGAUAUUCUGAUGAAAAUGUUCAACGGGACCUUCACCAACUCUCCCACUGAUCCACUCGCCAUCGGUCCUAGCGACCCGCUCUGGAUCGACGACGUGACUGGUGCGGUGACGACGUGGAACGAGUACACCCUGAUGCCAACCACCAUGUAUAGCACGGGCUCUCUCAUCUACAGUGGCCUGGCCGUCCGCACAGACCUGACGGGCCGCGAUCCGUCCAAGUGGUCGGUGUUGGGCUGGUACUACAACGGCGAAUUUUGGGACACCACCGAGUCCUUCCGGACCGCCUUUGAGAACGGCACGUUCGAGAUCCUAAAGGUCGAUCAAGACGGCGAUUGGGAUGCCACGUCACCCACGGGGCCUGUGUAUGAGCACGACCAGACGCCGCCACCGACCGAGGUUCAACCGUCGGGCCAACGCUUCGCUGUCGACGAGGAAGAGACCUAUAUCGAAUGGAUGGGCUACACUUUCUACAUGGCUUUCUCGCGCGACACGGGAAUGCGACUGUACGACAUCAAGUUCAAGGGUGAGCGUAUCAUUUACGAGCUGGGCCUGCAAGAGGCUCUCGCUCACUACGCCGGUACGGGCCCCGGUCAGUCGUCGCAGGCGUUUCUCGACUCGUACUAUGGUUUCGGCCCCAACGCUUUUGAGCUCAUCGGCGGCUACGACUGCCCGGCCUAUGCCACGUACCUCGACACCUCGUUCUACUGGCGUGAGACUCGCCGCACGCAUCACAAGAGCAUCUGUAUCUUUGAGCAUGACGCCGGCUACCCUGUGGCACGUCACACGGCCGUCAACUAUGUCUACGCCACCAAGAAUAUUCAUUUGAUCCUGCGUAGCGUCAGCACCCUCGGCAACUAUGACUACAUGUUCGAGUACGCCUUCUACCACGACGGAUCUAUUCACGUCACUGUGCGAGCCUCGGGUUACAUCGCCGCCGCCUUCUGGGCCAAGAACUCGGACUAUGGCUUUCAUAUCCAUGACGCCGUCUCGGGCUCCAUGCAUGACCAUGUGCUUAACUACAAGCUUGAUCUCGACGUCCAUGGCACCAACAACAGUCUGAUGAAGGUCGAUGUUGUUCCCACGACGGAAAUCUAUCCCUGGUCCAACGGUCAAGCUCGAAACACCAUGAAGUUGAACAGAUCCUUUAUCGAAAGCGAGGACGACUCCAAGAUCAAUUGGUCCCCCAAUCUGUCGAGCUUCUACGCCGUCGUCAACCGCGACACGCCCAACAAGUACGGAGAAUACCCGGGAUUCAAGAUCUCGCCGGCCACCGCCAAUACCGCUCACCUGACCGUGAUCGACUCGUCCGACCUCAAAAACAGCGACCACUGGGCCACUCACCAGUUGUACGCCGUCAGGCAAAAGGACACGGAGCCGCGCAGCGUCUACGCCUUCAACUCGCUCGACACGUUCCGCCCCGUCGUCGACUUUGGCAAGUUCUUUGACGGCGAGUCGCUUGAUCAGGAAGAUCUCGUGCUCUACUUCAACCUCGGUAUGCAUCACGUUCCCGACACUCAGGAUCUCCCCAACACUGUCUUUACGACGGCUCAAUCGAGCGUUGUGAUCUCUCCUAUGAACUAUUUCUUGGAAAAUCCGGUCAAGUCCACCAUUCAAGAGGUCGAGAUCGACUAUGACAAGAACGACACCGUGAUCAACAUCAAGAAGUUUGGCAGUGGAAAUGCCAUCUGCUCCUACGACAUGUCCUUGACGGAGGCAAACCUGACCAGCUAUGUCGGUGGUGAUAUAGUCGUGACCAAGUGGCCCUACGACCCCGCCAAUCCGUUCUACAGCAUGGCCGAGGGCGAGUCGAUCUGACGCUACACAGAGUGACCACUUCCGAAGUCGAAUAAUCGGCUUGAUAGAUUGGCGUGGAAGAGAUGACUGAGAUUGUCAU